Messenger RNA from Pelodiscus sinensis (Chinese soft-shelled turtle), 833 nucleotides. Its product is annotated as natriuretic peptides A-like. The record is from RefSeq and is a predicted model, not a curated record. Gene Ontology annotation, biological process: negative regulation of systemic arterial blood pressure; cGMP biosynthetic process; receptor guanylyl cyclase signaling pathway. Gene Ontology annotation, molecular function: hormone activity; hormone receptor binding. Gene Ontology annotation, cellular component: cytoplasm; extracellular region. Lineage: Eukaryota; Metazoa; Chordata; Testudines; Trionychidae.
CGCAGCCCAUAGCGAGAGGGGGCUAAACGCUGGAGCCCAACUUGGACUGCGGCAUGGGCUGGUGGACUACGGCUGCUCUCCGGUUCUCGCUGUUGCUGCUGCUGCUCACCAUGAAGCCCACAGGAAGAGCUAAAGCUCAUCCCAUGUACAGCUCGGCCUCUUCCGCUGAACUUGCCGACUUCAAGACCCUGCUGGAUCUCCUGCAGAGCAAGGGCCCCUCCGAAGAAGCAGACACAGGCCUGUCCCACGACAUGAAUGAGCACAACGAGGAAGCCGCAAACGAUGCUCUGCGGAACAAUGAAUACGCUAGACCCCAGAGAGAAGGCCUUGCCUACGGGCACAACAGCUGGGAGCUGCCAGAGAAACCUCUUUCCGCCCCGAGGAGCUCGCCCCGCAGCAUGAGAAGGUUCUCGGAUUGCUUCGGCCAACGGAUAGACAGAAUAGGAGCCCAGAGUGGCCUUGGAUGCAACGGCUACAGGUUUUGAAGCUGUAUCUGGAGACGGGGGCAAUCCUCAACAUCUUCCUCAGAGCCCCGAAGAUCAAAGUGCUGUCAAAAUCAGCUGCAUCUUCUUAGCACCGCAUUGGUGACUUGCAUUGCAGCAGGUACAGUAGAUGAAGUGAAGCUGCCAUCUGUCUUCACCUGUUUGCAAACAAUUUACCCUCCCAACCUUAGCACAGGAUGGUGGCUUUCUCCCUGAAUCGUAAGCGUUAAAGGAUAUCAUCAGUCCCUUGGCACUGGAAAGAAUUCCAGCCUAGAGUUCAGCACCUUGGACAGAAAGUGCAGAGCUGUGUUUUUUUUGCUUGCCCCAUCAAAUAAAUGAGUACAAUAAAAA